Pantherophis guttatus is the source of this 6262-nucleotide messenger RNA. Lineage: Eukaryota; Metazoa; Chordata; Lepidosauria; Squamata; Colubridae. The record is from RefSeq and is a predicted model, not a curated record.
CGCCGCGCCGACACCAUGAAGUUGCUGCCGGCUUUGCUGCUGCUGCUGCUCCGGCCGGGCCACGGGGGCGCCCAGCCCUGCCCGCCGCUCUGCUCCUGCUCCGGCCCCAGCGUCGACUGCCACGGGCUGGCCCUGCGCACCGUCCCCAGGAACCUGCCCCGCCACGCCGAGAGGCUGGAUCUUAAUGGAAAUAAUAUCACAAGGAUCACAAAAACGGAUUUUGCUGGUCUAAGACAUCUUCGUGUUCUUCAACUCAUGGAAAACAAGAUUACUACAAUUGAGAGAGGAGCAUUUCAAGACUUAAAAGAGUUGGAGAGACUGAGGCUAAAUAGAAAUAAUCUUCAACUUCUGUCUGAGUUGCUGUUUCUUGGGACCCCAAAACUCUACAGACUGGACCUCAGUGAAAACCAGAUACAUGCCAUCCCAAGGAAGGCUUUCCGUGGAGCUGUUGACAUUAAAAAUCUGCAACUGGAUUUCAACCAGAUCAGCUGUAUUGAAGAUGGGGCAUUCAGAGCGCUGCGGGAUCUGGAAGUACUCACUCUCAAUAACAACAACAUCACACGACUCUCGGUGGCAAGUUUCAACCAUAUGCCGAAACUCAGAACCUUCCGCCUUCACUCCAACAACCUGCAGUGUGAUUGCCACUUGGCUUGGUUAUCAGACUGGCUACGUCAACGACCCCGAGUCGGCCUUUACACUCAGUGUAUGUCCCCGUUACACUUACGCGGACAUAACAUAGCGGAGGUUCAGAAACGAGAAUUCAUCUGCAGCGGUCACCAGUCUUUUAUGGCUCCCUCCUGUAGUGUGUUGCACUGCCCCGCUACGUGUACCUGUAGUAACAACAUUGUGGAUUGCCGAGGGAAAGGCCUUACUGAAAUCCCCACCAAUCUUCCGGAAGCCAUUACAGAAAUACGACUGGAGCAAAAUUCAAUCAAGGUCAUUCCACCUGCAGCUUUCUCACCCUAUAAAAAGCUCAGACGAAUUGAUCUGAGCAAUAAUCAAAUCUCAGAGGUAGCCCCAGACGCCUUCCAGAGUCUCCGCUCCCUUAAUUCCCUGGUUCUCUAUGGAAACAAAAUUACCGAACUUCCCAAGGGCCUUUUUGAAGGACUUUUCGCUCUUCAAUUGCUAUUAUUAAAUGCUAACAAGAUCAACUGCCUGCGGGUGGAUGCUUUCCAAGACUUACAUAAUUUGAACCUUCUCUCUUUGUAUGACAACAAGCUUCAGACUAUUGCCAAGGGCACUUUCUCCCCUCUACGAGCAAUUCAGACGCUGCAUUUGGCUCAGAACCCGUUUAUUUGUGACUGUCAUCUGAAGUGGCUGGCAGAUUAUCUCCACGUAAACCCCAUUGAGACCAGCGGUGCUCGCUGCACCAGCCCCCGCCGUCUGGCCAACAAAAGGAUUGGGCAGAUCAAAAGCAAGAAAUUUCGUUGUUCAGCUAAAGAACAGUAUUUCAUUCCAGGCACGGAAGAUUACAGAUCCAAACUGAGUGGCGAUUGCUUUGCGGACUUAGCUUGCCCUGAAAAAUGUCGUUGCGAAGGCACCACGGUGGAUUGUUCCAAUCAGAAGCUCAACAAAAUCCCCGAGCAUAUUCCGCAGUACACGGCAGAACUGAGACUCAAUAACAAUGAAUUUACAGUGCUGGAAGCCACGGGGAUCUUUAAGAAGCUUCCCCAGCUGCGUAAAAUAAAUCUAAGCAAUAACAAGAUCACUGAUAUUGAAGAAGGCGUAUUUGAAGGAGCUGCCGGAGUCAAUGAACUUUUGCUAACCAGUAACAGGCUGGAAAACGUACGACACAAAAUGUUGAAAGGGCUGGAAAGUCUGAAGACUUUAAUGCUCAGGAGCAACCGAAUUAGCUGUGUGAGCAAUGACAGCUUCACAGGUCUGAGUUCUGUCCGGCUGCUCUCCUUGUACGACAACCAGAUAACCACCGUAGCUCCCGGUGCCUUCGACACCCUUCAUUCUCUCUCCACGCUGAACCUCUUAGCCAAUCCCUUCAAUUGCAACUGCCACCUGGCCUGGCUGGGCGAGUGGCUGCAGAAGAAACGCAUCGUGACGGGCAAUCCUCGCUGCCAGAAGCCUUACUUCCUCAAGGAGAUCCCCAUACAGGAUGUUGCCAUUCAGGAUUUCACCUGUGAAGAUGGGAAUGAUGACAACAGUUGCUCUCCCUUGUCCCGCUGUCCUGCCGAAUGCACCUGUCUGGAUACCGUAGUCCGUUGCAGUAACAAGGGCCUGAAGGCUCUGCCUAAAGGCAUCCCAAAAGAAGUGACCGAACUUUAUUUAGAUGGAAACCAGUUCACCCUUGUUCCCAAAGAAUUAUCAAACUACAAGCACUUAACUCUGAUAGAUUUAAGCAACAACAGAAUCAGUACUCUCUCAAACCAGAGUUUCAGCAACAUGACCCAGCUUCUUACUUUAAUUCUCAGUUACAAUCGGCUCAGAUGUAUUCCAACACGGACUUUCGAUGGCUUGAAAUCACUUAGGCUGCUGUCUUUACAUGGGAAUGACAUCUCUGUUCUUCCUGAAGGUGCUUUCAACGAUCUUUCCGCAUUAUCUCAUCUAGCGAUUGGCGCGAACCCCCUCCACUGUGACUGUCACAUGCAGUGGCUCUCGGACUGGGUGAAGUCGGAAUACAAGGAGCCGGGCAUCGCCCGAUGUGUCGGUCCCGGAGAAAUGGCCGACAAACUCCUCCUCACCACUCCCUCCAAAAAAUUCACCUGUCAAGGUCCGGUGGAUGUCACCAUUCUUGCCAAAUGUAGCCCCUGCUUAUCCAACCCUUGCAAAAACGAUGGAACUUGUAACAACGAUCCGGUUGAUUUCUACAGUUGUUCCUGUCCUUACGGCUUCAAGGGUCGAGACUGUGAGGUACCCAUCCAUGCCUGUAUCAGCAGCCCAUGUAAAGAAGGGGGAACUUGUCACUUAAAAGAAGAUGAAAAGAAUGGAUUUUGGUGUGCCUGUGCCGAUGGAUUUGAAGGUGAAAACUGUGAAGUGAACAUUGACGAUUGUGAAGAUAACGAUUGUGAAAACAAUGCCACUUGUAUAGAUGGAAUCAACAACUACACUUGCCUUUGUCCUCCAGAAUACACAGCUGCUAACCUGAACGAGGUGGAGAAAGGGGAGCUGUGUGAGGAGAAGCUAGACUUCUGUGCUCAGGACCUGAAUCCUUGCCAGCACGAUUCCAAGUGCAUUCUGACCCCCAAAGGAUACAAGUGCAGUUGCACACCUGGAUAUGUUGGGGAACAUUGUGAUAUCGACUACGAUGACUGCCUAGACAACAAAUGUCAAAAUGGAGCUCAGUGCACGGAUGCCGUGAAUGGUUAUACGUGCAUAUGCCCUGAAGGGUACAGCGGACUUUUCUGUGAGUUUUCGCCACCGAUGGUCUUGCCUCGCACAAGCCCGUGUGACCACUAUGAAUGUCAGAAUGGGGCCCAGUGCAUUAUGAAGGCCAAUGAGCCAAACUGCCAAUGCCUGUCCGGUUACCAGGGGGAGAAAUGCGAAAAGCUAGUCAGCAUCAACUUCAUCCACAAAGAAACGUACCUGCAAAUCCCCUCAACCAAGAUCCAUUCCCACACCAAUAUCACCCUCCAGAUUUCCACAGAUGAAGACAGUGGGAUUCUGCUGUAUAAAGGAGAUGAAGAUCAUAUAGCCAUGGAGCUUUACCGGGGACGUGUACGAGUCAGUUACGACGCAGGAUCCUAUCCAGUAUCUGCCAUAUACAGUGUCGAGACCAUCAAUGAUGGGAAAUUCCACAUGGUGGAAUUAUUAGUAAUGGACCAGAUUCUGUCGUUAUCUAUUGAUGGAGGAAACCCCAAAACCAUCACCAACCUGUCUAAACAAUCCACUUUGAAUUUUGACUCUCCGUUUUAUGUUGGAGGUAUGCCGGUGAAGGAAAACGUGGCUGCGUUGCAACAGCUUCCAGGCCAGAAUGCCACCAGUUUCCACGGCUGCCUCCGAAAUCUCUUCAUCAACAGCGAGCUGCAAGAUUUCAGGAAUGUCCCUUUGCAAGUUGGGAUCCUCCCAGGCUGCGAACCUUGCCUGAAGAAGGUGUGCGUCCAUGGCACCUGCCACGUGACGGGCCAGUCCGGCUUUACCUGCGAGUGCGAUGAGGGAUGGAGCGGCUCGCUCUGCGACCAGGAACCCAACAGCCCUUGCCUGGGGAACAAGGAUACGGAGGCGUCCUCUGCGAUGAAGACGGGGAGCUGCUUAGCCCCUGCCAGCCCCUCCGAUGCAAACAUGGUCAAUGCAGGCUUUCAGGCCUUGGAAAACCAUAUUGCGAGUGCCACAGCGGAUAUACCGGGGACGGCUGCAAUAAAGCCAAAACCAAUGAUUCUGCUGCUAGUUUUAUUCCAAAUUCUACUUUUGACCUCUCAUCUUCAACUGAUUUAUCACAUCGAAUCAUACAGAAAUCGCUUGCCGAGAGGAACGGAUCCGCGAUUAUUUCCAAAAGCAGCAAGGUUACGCCGCGUGCCAAACGACCGAGAAGGUUUUGAGACUCGAGUGUCAAGGGGGCUGUGUGAACGGGCAGUGUUGCAGGCCACUAAGAAGCAAAAAGAGGAAAUACCUUUUUGAAUGCACCGACGGCUCCUCCUUCGUAGGCGAGGUUGAAAAAGUGGUCAGAUGCGGCUGCACUCAGUGCCUCUCUUAAGAGACGUACUUUUCCCACGCUCAUUUAUUUCUGAAAAAUCCUGUAUCAGCCGCUUCUCGGACUCUAAAGUAAGGCUUCGUAGUGGAUAUAUAUUGUAAAAUACAGAACAGGCUUAUUUUUAUUACGAGAAUAAAGAACUGUUUCUUUAACUACAAAAAAAAAAAAGUCAAAAAACGAGUGCUCAAAGAGACUUCUUGAAACUCCAAGGACUUGGAAGAAAGAAAUAUGUAUAUGUAAAAAAAAAAAAGACCGGAUUUCAACCAGGAUAGGAAAGAUUCACUUCUUUUAACACCCAACGUUCUUCAACCCAUUCUGAAGAUAAAGAAGCCCCUUUGCUCAAUUAUCUUUCCGUCUGAUCCUUGUUAUCGGUGGGAGAGAAUAUAAAGUUUUUCUUAUUAUGUACUUUUAACUAUAGCUGGGGCGGGGGAACAUAAGUUUCACUUUGGUUUGGUUUUAUUUCCUUCUCGGGACCCAGAGGAAAGCUCUCAGGCGGAGGAAGAGGUCCAUUUUUACAAGAUGAAAAGAGGGGGAAAAAAGCGAUGCAUUUUGUACAGUGUAAAAAAAAAAAAGUUGAGAAAACGAGAGCUUUUGUUAAUUCACAAUUAUCCUCAGAUCUUCUAACACAUUUUAGCAUGUUACAAAGGAAGGAAGGAAGCAUUUACCCCACCCUCUUACAGUAUUAAUUUUUUUUGUAAUAUAAAUGAUAAGAUUGAUAAAAUAGAUUAUUGUUGAGAAAAUUAGAUAUAAUGCGGAGUUUUGUUUCUAUGAAUCCUGAACAGCUCUAUACAGUAUUCUGUUUAUUGAGAAAUAUUUAUUGUAUCAAAGUACACUGUACUUAACAUCUAGGCCAAUCUUUUUACUUUUCCCCCCAAUGCUUUAAUAUAUAUUAAUUUAUAUUUGUCCUGAUAUUUUUGUAUUUUCAGUUGUUUUUUUAAAGAGAGAGAGAGAGGAAAACUUAAAAUCAGGAUAUUUGCAAUAGGACUAAUAUAGCAGGUUCUCCCGGGAUAAAUAGAUUUGAUCUGGGUUAAUAUUUUUUACUGCAGCACCUGCCAGCUGCCUCCAUCAUAGGACCAGAAGCUGCAAACAAUCUGAUUAUUAUGUUCAUUAUAACAAGGAAAGAUGACAACUCUCAAGUCUUUGUAAUAUAUGAGGAAAUUGUCUUUACAAAUAGGUGGCAAAUGUUAUAGGUGUGAUCCUCCCCCUACCCUCCCAAGUAUACACUACUUUUCAGAAAAUGAAAUUAUGUGUUGAAAAUGACACUAGAAGAUAGAUAUUUUCAAACUAAUGUUCCCUUGGAGUUUGGUACCUUUAAAAUGAAUAAAAGAGGCUGUAUUACCAUUUCCCCCAUUAUUAAAACUACUUUAAGCGCCCAAAUAUUUUCCUUUGUUAACAUGUUGCUGCUAAGUAUAAUAUAGAAUUGGUUAAUAAUUCUUUAUAGUGGGUUGUUCUUUUUUUUUUUUUUAGUAAAUCAUGGGGUACCCUGUAAAAAAGUGGGGGUUUUAAUUUCUUUUAUACAAGGAAAAGAUAGUUGUACAUGUGUAAUAUGGUGUUGCUUUGUCUAAUUUGGACCGGUAUCAGUAUCUUUACUGAUGUUUGUAAAUUAAACAGAUCUUUACCUCA